This is a messenger RNA of Planococcus citri (citrus mealybug), 749 nucleotides long. RefSeq lists its product as uncharacterized. NCBI's taxonomy places the organism in Eukaryota, Metazoa, Arthropoda, Insecta, Hemiptera, Pseudococcidae. Bases 302 to 670 code for a protein of 122 amino acids. The record is from RefSeq and is a predicted model, not a curated record. The transcript has 5 exons.
UUACACAGAAGAGUAAAUUACAAUCAUUUUUGCACAGCUAGAACAUUUCAUUGUCUUUUCAUUUGGCAGCAGGUUCGUUAGAACAAAACUAUUUACACUAACAAGUCCAUAUUGCAGUUCGUAGAAGAAAACACAUGCCAUAAAUUUUCCUUCGUUAGACAGCAAAUGUACUCGUAGGUAGGUAUAGGUAGAAUUCGAAGCUGGGAACAUCCUAACAUAGGUUUAGGAAAAUGACGAUCGUCAUAUUGGGUGUAAUAUUGAAACUGCUUACGUGAAGUGUACGAAUUGUUCUUCGUAAAAUAUGAAAAAUAAUAUAAUAUGGAGUGUUUUCUCGAUAGCCAGUUCCUUAAGCUUGGUUUAUUGCAGUCCUGUUGCAGAAUCUGGUCAUACAAAUACUAGUAAUGGUUAUAAACUUGAAAUUAUAUCGAAAAAUGACCCAAAUUCGGGACCGAUAAAUUCGAAAGGUUUCUUGGAUAAAUUGGACUUUUCAGCACUUUAUAACACCGUAGUAAAAGAUGUAGUUCCAGCAUUACUUCAAACGCACGAAAAAGGAUCCCCCGCAGGGAAAGAAACCAAGCAUCAGCUUAGUACAUCGAUAACAGAAAGCUUAACGAAGGUACGGGCUCAACAUUUUAACAUAUUCAUCCGGAAAUUCGGUAACGUUACGUAAUCCCUUUUCAAAGCGUGUAGAGAUAAUUGAUUCGGGUUAUUUAUUAUGAAAUAGAGACGACAUUUACGACAGUACAUAC